GCAGAGUGAGCCCUGCGCACGCCGAGCCGGGCGGCGCGGCCGCGGGCGGGGGCGGGGCCUGCGGCGCGAGCCCCGGGGCGCAGCGGAGACGAAGAAAACUUGCUUGAUGUCAUACAACCAGCAGUCAACUGAGUUGGGGCCUUGACUUCAGUUAGUCGGAUGCCAACUUUUGACCCCCUACAUCAGCAUCAUGGAAGAACGUGGAUUCCCAGGUCUUGACUAGGUCUCUCCAAUCAGAAUUACAAUGGAGCUGAGAUUCUGCCUGCUUAACAAGUUCCCCAGGUUGGAGAGAAGCCUGGCCCUGGCCAUCAGGAAUCUGAUGCUGACCUUGGCUGUCCUUACCUAUUGGGCAGAUGUACGCUGGGCCAAUGUCCUGGACCCAGCACAGAAAUUACAGCCUACUUGUGGAAGCCUGCAGCAGGCCAGAAAGGCUCCUGUCCAAGGCCAAACCAUCUUGCCAUUGUAUUAUUGCUCCAAACAGGAAGGGGCCUCUCCGAUUCUGACGGAAAAGCAGGCCAAGCAGCUCCUGAGAUCCCGACGGCAGGACAGGCCGAGCAAACCCGGGUUCCCUGACGAGCCCAUGCGGGAGUACAUGCAUCAUCUGCUCCGCCUGGAGCACCGGGCCGAGGAGCAGUUCCUGGAGCACUGGCUGAACCCUCACUGCAAGCCCCACUGUGACAGGAACGUGGUCCAUCCCGUGUGAGGGGCUCGGGACCAGCCUCUGCAAGCAUUUUCACAAGCACCCACCUGGCUACUGUCGAAACAGGACGAGGCUCCUUCUUUCAUUUGUUUUUCAGUUGCGGAAAUGGAUGGGUUCAGACCUUGUGAGCUGUGGCCACAGCAGAGGUUGCUUUGGGGAUUGAUGGCAAAUAUAUACACGCUGCUUCAUUUUA
Leopardus geoffroyi (Geoffroy's cat) is the source of this 893-nucleotide messenger RNA. RefSeq names its product chromosome E1 C17orf67 homolog (gene CE1H17orf67). The record is from RefSeq and is a predicted model, not a curated record. NCBI's taxonomy places the organism in Eukaryota, Metazoa, Chordata, Mammalia, Carnivora, Felidae. Bases 245 to 703 code for a protein of 152 amino acids. The transcript is spliced from 7 exons.